CAGUACGGAGCAAAAAUAAAAUGAGGCCUGAAAAUCCAGAGACUAAUAAGGUGCUGAGAUUGAAUGAACGACCACUGUGACAUUUCAGACAUCUUCGAAAGGCCUUCCCUAUUCUCUGCAGAGAUAUCAAUUAUCCGUGGCCACAGCGAAGUCCCCUUCUGCUCAGAGGCAAAAGAACACAUGAUCUCCAAGAGAUGCUGACAGAGGAAGGACUGGCACUCGAGUACUGGUUGCCCACGUUGCAGGAACAGCUGGGUGUGACUUGUGCCCAGGCCUUACAACACCUAGAAGAAAAAGACCUCCAGAAGCUGAAAUCUCAAGCAUGACAUUCCUGGGAGAAAAAAGCCCUGGAGAGACUUCUUAACACGUCACACUCAAAUAGUCUUUCCAACUUACAGGAAUCUCAGCUGGAAAUGAUAAAGAAAACAAAGAAGGAAGAAGGAUGCGGAGCAGAUACUGCAGGAGCUAAGAGACUUGCUGUCAGACGGGAGGCAGCAAGGGGAAGGAUCAGUGAGGAAAAGAGGCAGAGCUGAGGCAGGCAAUGGGGACCCCUGAAGAACACUGACCACUUCCUCAAAAGUCCCUCGAAGAGGUCAUGGAAAACAAACAACUUAACCUCACAGAGGGAAUAUUAUCUCACAGGAAGAACCUCCCAGAUAAAGAUCUGGUGAAAUGGGCAUCUGGAGGGUUGGCCCUGCAGGGAAUUUACAAAACUAACAAUGAAAGGGGUUUGAUAGAGAAGAGAGAGGAGCUACUCAGUGUCCCAAAGAACUUCUCACUCUUUGGCCCUCAGCAGGGCACACGGAUGGAAACAAGAGAAUUUACAUCUUCUCAAGCAGAAUCCACAUUUACCCAGACUAUAGAGAAGCUGGGCUUCAGUGCAGCUGCCUCAGCCAAAGGUAAAGGUUGGGGAUUUAGCCUGGAAGCAGGUGUAGAUGACAGCAAACAUUCAGAAUCUAAGGAAACCCAACAAUCACAUUCUGAGCACCCUUAUUUUUGCUCAACCAAGUUCAUUUACAUCCCACUGGCUUCCUGCCACUUUCCCACUGAUCAGCUCCAGUUAUCCAAGGCUGCUCUCCAGGAAUUAAAAUGCAUUGAAGACCUUCUGGAUCAGUCUGCAGGCCCAGACAGAGCCCCUUUGCUAAAGGCCAGGACCGAAGCUUUCUUCCACAGGUUUGGCUCUCAUGCUAACCAGGGCCCUCUGCACUUGGGAGGAAUCUACUGGUGGAAGGCCAUAUCAGAGGGUUUCCAAAGUGAGCAGCUGGCAGAAGUGAAACAGCAGUCAGCCAAGGCCCUGGACCUUUAUAUAAGUGGCAGCUACAGUAGCUUUGGAAUUCAAGUUGCUACAGAUGUGGCUAAGACAGAUUCUCAUUCAAAAGAAGACUCUGAGAACACAAGCUCCCAAAAUCUCCAAUCUAGAAUCCAAUUAUCUGUGGCCCAGACAGGUGGCCCACCAGAAGCUAAUGACCUCUGCCAGUGGAAGACUGGCCUAAUUGCCAGUAAUCAAACCUGGUGUGUCAUUGACCGGGGAAUUCAACUGGUGCCUGUCUGGGACAUUAUCCUCUCCAGCCAUAGAAGUAAUUUUAAAGAUGCUCUUCAGGUAGCUAUCUGCCUGAAAGACAGCUACACUGCUCUGACUGGCCUCACUACCCAGAUACAGAAUGGAGAAGAAUUGCUAAGCAUUGUGAAGAAGGCCAGGGUUUUCCUACAGGAUAUAAAAUCAUGGGAGGUAUCUGACCCUGAAGAACAGCUUAAAAAACUUAUAAGUUUCAUGCAAAUGUUGAGCCAAAAACUAAACAGUUAUGACACUUGGAUUAACAUAUGCCUCACAGAUAGGGAUCUGCAGAAUUUUCUGGUAAACACUGUCAAUUUUUGCAGAAGUUCUUCCAUUUAUGAUACAAAAUUUAUUAAAUCUCAGUUGCGCAGCCUUUUGGAUCCUCACAUCUAUAGAGUGAAAAGCUUUCCUCAGGCUCAUUCCAUCGUCCAGUGGAUCUUCUGGUCAGAGUCGGAGCUGGAGCAUAUCAAAAUCUCCCAAUUUUCUGAAUUAAUUAAAAUCAUAAGAAAAAACAAAAAUGACUACCUGGAAGUUAAGGUUAAAUCUGAGUCCCCGGAAAUAGUGGAGGAAGCACAAAGAAAGGCCACUUAUGAAGUCAGCCGGUCUCUCCGCUCCUUCUUGAAUUACCUCCAAGAAACAGAGCAGCCAGACAUACAGCUCUUGCUACUUACCAUUGCAGCAGGUGCAGGUUAUCACAUAGCAAACAAGACCUUUCAGUUUCUCCUGGGGUGUGAUGAGUUAGACUUCCUACUGCAUGAAAUGCAAACUGCCCAAGAUAAAUACCAGGCGCUCAAAAAUAUUUGCAGCUCCAGGGCUCAGGCAUUCCUGGUGCUCACGGGUUUGACAGCCUCUGCUGAAGUUACAGCUGUUUCUCCAAAGGAGAAAACACAACGUUUGACAUUUAUAAGACGCUUCAUGGGGCAAUCAUGGUCUAAAAAAGUUGAAGAUGUCCUCACUAAACCUGGAGCAGAACAUGAUUGGGAAAAGCUAGAGACAGACUUGAGACUGCUCAUUGAUGGGAAUUAUGAAGUCACCAACCCUUCACUGCAAAUGGAUGAAGUGAGAAAACAUUUGCAAAAUAUCUUCCAUGAAAAGGAACCACCUCAUGAACCACAUGAUAAUGAAAACAACAAAUGGGAGGCCACAGAAAAUGGAGCCUUCUUAGAAUUACUCCAGCGUCUAGGCCUAGAACACUACUACCCAAAGAGGAUGAGCAGAGCUAACUUCCAUCUGAUCUACAAGACUUCUGUGUACAACACCCAGCCCAGCUCUGAACGAGAGCUUCCCUUCUACUUCCUACAGAAACUACUGAUGUUGGAUUGUGGGAUGAGAUAUUUGGUCUUCAAAGAUGAUGGAAAUGCAGAGAAUCGAGUCUAUCUAAAUGUCUCGAAACAAAAAAAUGUGGUUUUCAAUCCAUAUGAUGAUUUUUUUGAAGACAAUGAUAGUCCCACUAAUCUUUUAGCCACUGAUUCCAGACCCCAUAUUCACCCUAUGGAUAUUCAGAUGGCACUUCUUCACUGUGCAGAUGAUUUUGCUAGACAAUAUAUUCUGGCCAAACUCUCCAUUUGUCAGUUUGCCCUCCCUCUCCUUAUACCUAAUCCUUGCAACUCUCAAAUUGAAUUCUCUCUCUGGUCUCUCAGUCAGAUUAGGAGAAGCUGGCAGCAAGCAAGGAAAACAACAAAAGAGGCAAGCAACAAUUAUAAGAAUCAGCAAAUGUGUCAUGUCUCUACCCCCAUUGUAUCCUUUAUUAGGGUCGGAAAUGGAUUCUCUGCUUCCAAAUCUCAGAUUAUGAACUGUAUUCUCAGUAAACGUAAGCAUGAUAUCUUUUUUCAUCGACAUUGCAGAGGGAGUAGCAAAGACUGUCUCUUGAUGGGUGGUGUAGUGGAAAUUGGCUGGUUCUGUCCUGGGGGUGAAGAUGAGGACAGCUUUGACAACUGUUUGACCUUCGCCAACCUUCAUGGAGAUACCAAGGAACAUGAAAAGCAACUCACCUUCCUGAAGGAGAUCUCUUCUCUCAUUGUAGUCCUCAUGGCAACUUCUGAUGACAAUAAAGAAAGCCGAACAAUUAUCCGUGACCUGUGUGAGCUAUCAAAACCUUUGAUCUGUCUGCUUGAUGACAAAGAAAAAACCACAGCCAAUUAUUCUGGCCAAAAAGUGAGAAUUGGGAUCCGGAACAGAAAUGAGGCAGAAUUAACAGACAACCUCAAAACUACAAUCAGAGAUUUGCUAGAGUUCUCUGACACUACUUUUAGCUUAGAGGACUGUGCCCAGAUUGCUCGCAAGCAAGGAUUCCUUAUUGAUGAAGACCAGAGAGACUGCAAGGAAGCCAAAGAAAUGGCAGAGGUUCUCAUGGCUCUAUUAGGAGAAAUGCAGAUACCUCAGAUAAAGGAAAACUUACUACCCCUUCAGGGAAAUCUGUGGCAUCUGUGGUGUAAAAAGGACAAAGAACUCUAUCAUCUGAGAGAAAAAGGAAAUCGGAGCAUUGAACAACACAAGUGUGAGAUUGAGGAAGAGAAACGAAGAAUAAGGCAGCAACAGUUGGCCAGAGCCUUUCCUCUCAAUGUGUUAAUGCAAUCUGUCCUUGAAAUUAUCCUAAACCAUUCAGAAACUCAUACAAAACUCUACUUCUUACAAUGGCUGAGUGUGUCUUUGGACAACCUGACUGCAGGACACUUGGAAGAACUGAAUGAAAGAAAAAAGGCUUUGUGGUCACAGGUACAAGCAGAAAAGAAAAAAGCAACAAAGAACACCAACCUGAAACACUGGCAAAAUGAGAUAGAAGCGAUUUCUACAGAGAUUAGUGACUGCACCUUGGGAAUUGAACAAGUUCUCAGAGAAAUAGGCCAGAUUUAUGAAGUUCUGGAAGAAACUUCCUCCCCAAAAGAUAAACUUUUCCUCUCCCUGCCCCAGAUUGUUGCAGAUCUAAUGAUAUCUGGUCUUCCCAUUGAGCUGAUGGAUGGGGAUGCUUCAUAUGUGCCGCUCAAGUGGGUAGCAGCUAUUUUUGACAAGGUUUCUGAGAAACUUGGAGACAAACGGCUGUUUGUUCUCUCUAUCCUUGGCCUGCAGAGCUCAGGGAAGUCCACCCUGCUGAAUGCCCUUUUUGGGCUGCAGUUCACUGUCAGUGCUGGGAGGUGCACCCGGGGGGCCUACAUGCAGCUCCUGAAGGUGGAGGAGACAUUCACAGAGGAACUUGGCUUUGAUUUUGUGCUCGUUGUGGACACAGAAGGGCUUCGCGCCCCCGAACUCAGCAGCAAAUCCCAGAAUUGGGACAAUGAGUUGGCAACCUUUGUUAUUGGACUUGGAAACUUGACUCUGAUUAAUAUUUUUGGGGAAAAUCCAUCAGAAAUGCAAGAUAUUCUACAAAUAGUUGUCCAAGCCUUUCUGAGGAUGAAACAAGUAAAAAUCUCCCCAAGCUGCCUUUUUGUCCAUCAGAAUGUGGGGGAAGUUACAGCUAAAGACCAAACAAUGGAAGGACGAAGGCGGCUAGAGCAGAGAUUAGAUGAAAUGGCAGAAAAAGCAGCUGAACAAGAACAGUACUCAGAUGUGACCCGCUUUAGUGAUGUCAUAAAGUUUGAUGUCAAUACUGAUGUCUACUACUUUGCUCACCUCUGGGAUGGCAAUCCUCCAAUGGCCCCUCCCAAUCCUCACUACAGCCACAAUGUCCAGGAGCUGAAAAGUAGAAUUCUUCUGACAGCCAAACAGGAAUCUAGGGGAGGCAUCAUGAAGAUAUCAGAUGUAAAAUUCCGAGUCCAAGAUUUGUGGAGAGCCCUAGUGAACGAGAACUUUAUUUUCAGUUUCAGGAACACCAGAGAAGUCAUGGCCAUGAGCAAAUUGGAAACAAUGUAUAACCACUGGACCUGGGAGCUGAGGAGUCAUGUGCUCGGCUUGCAGAACCAGCUAAUCAACCAGAUUCAGAAUGGAAAAAUCCAGACAUUCAGAAUAAGCACAUUUCAGGCUCCAGUCAUAGAAAAAUAUGAAGCCAUCAAACAAGAACUUGAAAAAUACUUUAAUGAAGAUCCAGAUAGUGAAAUACUGGUUCAGUGGAAAGCAAAUUUUGAAAGUAAGCUAACAAUGCUUAAAGAGGCACUUAUUUCAGAAAGCCAAAAAAAAGCUGAUGAACUUAUUAGUUUAAAGAAAAGUCAAGAAAAACUGGACAACAAGAUGGCAGCUUAUGAAAAGGAAUUGUUAGAAAAAAGCCGAACCUUGGCUUUAACUGUAAAAGGCACAGAAUUGAGUGAGGAAGAGCUACAUGAGAAGUUCUAUCAACUCUGGGAAAAAUGGGUCUGUGGUGUGUCCUCAACUCUCCCUCCAGCUACAGAGCCUAACAUUGAUGUGGAUGCUGAAAACAUCCUUUUGGAAUAUUUCAAAAAGGAGAGAAAUAUUGUAGACACACUGAAGAAAAAUUCUGGAGAAAAGUUUCAAAUCAAAUAUGACAAACAUGUCAAAAUAAUCACGAAUUAUUACAUAGGUAGAAGGUCAUUAGAGGUCUGUGAUAAAAUGUCCAUACAGGGGACUACUGACUGCAUUACUUCACAAUAUGAUGAAACUAUUAAGGAAAUUUGGACACAAAAGUGUGAUUACAAUCCAUCUUAUUUCCAUGAAAUCCUGAAAAUAAUAGAUGAGGAAGUGAAAUCUGCACCAACUGAGGGAAGAUACACAUUUACAAAUAAAUAUGAAAUUGAUUUAUCUUUGUGUUUAUUCCAAAAAGCAUCAGAGAAUUUUAAGGAGAUGCACAGAGCAUUCAAGAGAGCAAAUGAUCCAGUAAACUAUCUGGAAAGUAAGAAAGAGGAUUUCUUCAUGAGUUUCAAGAUAUCUUGUCAAGGAGCAACUUCCGUCAAAACAUUUGUUGAUUUUCUGUGGCACAAACUCACUCCUGCUGUCUCUACCACCAUAUGGGAAAAAAUGGCCCCUAAAAUUGCUGGAGACAUGUGCGCUACCUGCCCCGCAUUCAAUGGAAACAGGUCUAACCUGGAGAAACACAUUCUCAUCUCUCUGGCAGAAGAAGAAAAUUUUGAUAAUUACUGGGGUUACCUUCAUAAUUCAAAAUUAUUUUUUAGGAAUUACAUUGAAAAACAUAUUGAAACAUAUUGUUCAGAUAAAGGAAGAGAAAAAAUAAAGUUGUUUUUAAAAACAACUGUAGAUGAUAUGAAGAAUGCCAUCCUCUCAGCUAUUCAUGAAUCCACAGUAAUUGCUAAAGAUAAAAGCAGCACUGUGUCUGGGUGGUUGGAUGUGUUCUGUGAUCGCCUGGGGAGUAAUAUGAUCUUCCCAAGAAAAGACUUGAUAAGCAUUGAACACCAAGAAAUAAAAGAUAUUGAGUUUCUCAAAGAAGCUAUGAGUGAAGUUUUGGAUCCCACAAUGAAGAGAUUAGAAGAGAAAUAUUUGAAUAUGUCUGUAGAAGAAAUGGUUCCGGAAAUUCGGAAAAUGCUCUCUGAACAUCUCUCUGGCUGCUGGAAACAGUGUCCCUGCUGUAAAACUACUUGUACAAACACAAUCCAUACACAUGAAGGAGACCACAGUGCUCCCUUCCACCGUCCUUUCGCUCUGUGUGGAGGGUCUUUUUACCAAACAGACAACUUCGCCAUUGAUUGCUGUACUAAUUUGGUGGCAAGUGAUCGUCAUUUGCGUUUGGGGGAUGGCCGGACUAUCCCAUUUAAGAACUAUCGAGAGGCAGGAGGGGAGUAUGCCACGUGGAGUAUCACCCCAGACUCAUCUACCCAGCCCUACUGGAAAUGGUUUGUCUCUCACUUCAGAUCAAAGCUAGAAGAAAACUAUCAGAAAAAAUUUAUAAAUAAAGGUGAAAUUCCUGAUGCAUGGGCCAAAAUCAAAAAGCAAGAUGUGCUCAAUGACUUGAGAAAACAGUAAAACUCAAUAAACCCCAGUACUUAGACAAUCCUAGAAUAUCUCCUCACAGUAAGAAUCCUCCUUAUUUCCUUUUUAUCAAAUGAAAAAUCUAAAAACCAAUCAAUUAACAUUUCAAGAGUUGAAGAUUUCUUGUGAAAAGACUUCAUUUUUCAUUGCCUCAAUUUCUGCAGGUUCAAAAACAUAUUACCAAAAUACAUGACAUAUGAUAAAAUCAAACAAAAUCCAUUUAAAAUAUCUACCACACAUUUUAAACUGUUAUUCAAAAUGUCUUUAUUUUGAAGUAUAUAAUGUUAUAUAAAGUCUCAGAGAAAGUCAUUUUCAUAGAAGGAAAAGAAAAUCAUUGCAGACUGCUACAAUUUUACAAAUCUCUAUAGUAUAAAUAUAUGCAUAUUUCAUACAAUAUACAGUUCUUUACUAGAAACUACCAAUAGCCUUUUUUACUUUAAUCCUCUGAAAUUGUGAGAAAAAGUUACUAAUCCUCAAAUGGAAAAAUAUUCAUGGUAAGUUCCUGAUCCCCAAGCAUAGCAAUAAUUAGGCAUAUUCUGUUCUGGAGAGGAAUAAAACAGAAACUUCCCAAGAGCUUAGGUAUUUAAAGCCUGGUACUAUAUACAAGUCUGAGAUAAACUGGCUUCUGGAACAUAAUUUAUGACCAGCCAAAAAGGGUCAUUUUAAUUGAAUCUGUGGACAAGAUCAAAUCUGAUUAAGCCACUCAUAAGUUUAAAAAACAUCCUUCAAGAAUAAAAUAUUUAAAAAACUAUAUAAUUUUAUAGGUUCUACUAUUUCAAUAAUAAGUUCUUUAUAUACAUUCAAGUAUAAGGAAAUAUUUAUCUCCACAUUAGGUGAUAAGUAACUUUUCAGACUGUUUAAGUCAUAGGGUCAUGAUCAGAAUAAAAAUGACAAACUCUGCAGCCAAUCAAGGACCUGAGAGGGGAAAGAAAUAGCCAUUCUACAAACCUACACCUUCUAAAACAAUGACUUACACUAGGUUCUCAAAGCUGAUAAUCUAAAGGAAUCCUGAUACAAAGAAGAUUUAUGUUGGACAUAAGGCCAUCCACUGGCUUCCAGUUAAGACAUACUAUCUACCCAACCACAGCCAGUGAAAACAAACAGCACAGGGAACCAUAGUCAAAGGACUGGAAUCUUCAAACUGAAGAGAUAGGAGUGAUGACUGCUGUCUUAUUCCUUGAAAAGUUUUCCAGAAUACUAUCAUUUUCAGGUUAAAUGACCCAUUUCUCCAAAAGAAAUCCUGGAACAGAAAAAUUAUAAACGAUAAAGGAAACAGGUAUUCUUGAACAAUACAAUUUUUUUUUGUUCUUUGGAAAAUAAACUCAGUAAGAGUUGGAAGGACUUACUAAUAUGAUUAAGUUGAAAUGGUGAUGGGAAGAGAGUCCCUGCAUGGAACCUGUCUCUCAAAUCACUGCAUCCUUGAAAAUUGCAAUGUUCAUUUGACAUUUGCUGAAUGCUUUUUGUAUUUGUUUAAUGAAUCCAAAAUAACCUUUAAGAAGUAUUAUAUAUCAUAUAUUAAUUUUGAUUUUCAAGCCAAAAUUGUGUAUAAAUAAAAAAGAUCUUUGACAAAUUG
Molecule: messenger RNA, 8996 nt
Organism: Suricata suricatta (meerkat)
Lineage: Eukaryota; Metazoa; Chordata; Mammalia; Carnivora; Herpestidae
Product: interferon-induced very large GTPase 1-like
Exons: 4
Coding region: 596-7417 (2273 amino acids)
Molecular function (GO): GTP binding
Source: RefSeq, a predicted model, not a curated record